Messenger RNA from Dipodomys ordii (Ord's kangaroo rat), 1657 nucleotides. RefSeq names its product galactose-3-O-sulfotransferase 1 (gene Gal3st1). The record is from RefSeq and is a predicted model, not a curated record. Lineage: Eukaryota; Metazoa; Chordata; Mammalia; Rodentia; Heteromyidae. Gene Ontology annotation, molecular function: galactosylceramide sulfotransferase activity. Gene Ontology annotation, cellular component: membrane. The coding region runs from base 51 to 1382 and encodes 443 amino acids. Gene Ontology annotation, biological process: myelination; galactosylceramide biosynthetic process. The transcript has 3 exons.
AGCAGUCCUGUCUCUAGGUGACUGCACAGAAGCCUGGCUGUGGAAGCGACAUGGUUCAGUCUGGGAAAGGCAAGGGGUGGCAGUCAUUGCCCAAGGCGUCUGAGAUGCCUCAGCCAAAGAAGAAACGCUGGGAAUCCAUGGCCAAGGGGCUGGUGCUAGGAGCCUUGUUCACCAGCUUCCUCCUGCUGCUCUACUCCUACAUGGUCCCCCCACUGCAUGCUAGCCAGGCUUCCAUGACCCCGGACACCACCGCGAUCUCCUGUUCCCCAGCUCCUGCCGACCCCCCGGCGAAGGCAGCGGCCGGCAACGCGUCGGCAGCGGGGUGCGCGCCCCAGCACAACAUCGUGUUCCUGAAGACGCACAAGACCGGCAGCAGCACCCUGCUCAACAUCCUGUUCCGCUUCGGGGAGAAGCACGGGCUGCGCUUCGCCUUCCCCAAGGGGCGCAACGAUUUCGGUUACCCGGGCUGGUUCGCGCGGGACCUGGUGCGGGGUUACAAGCCGGGGGCUUGCUUUAACAUCAUCGCCAACCACAUGCGCUUCCAGUACGACGAGGUGCGCGCGCUGGUGCCGCCCGACGCCACCUUCAUCACGGUGCUGCGCGACCCCGCGCGCCUCUUCGAGUCCUCCUUCCAUUACUUCGGGGCGGUGGUGCCGCUCACCUGGACGCUGCCGGGCCCGGAUAAGCUGACUUCCUUCCUGCGGGAUCCCGAUCGCUACUACGACCCCGCCGCCAUCAACGCGCAUUACCUGCGCAACCUGCUGGCCUUCGACCUGGGCCUGGACAGCGGGCUGGAGGCGGGCAGCGCGCGCGUGCCCGAGCUGCUGGCGCAGCUGGAGCGCCGCUUCCACCUGGUGCUGCUGCAGGAAUACUUCGACGAGUCGCUGGUGCUGCUCAAGGACCUGCUGUGCUGGCGCCUGGAGGAUGUGCUCUACUUCAAGCUCAACGCCCGCCGCCGAUCGGCCGUGCCCCGGCUCUCGGGCUCCCUCUACCAGCGCGCCACGGCCUGGAACGGCCUCGACGCGCUCCUCUACCGCCAUUUCAACCACAGCUUCUGGCGCCGCGUGGAUGGCUUCGGGCGCCAGCGCAUGGCCCGCGAGGUGGCCGCCCUGCGCCGCGCCAACGAGCGCCUGCGCCGCAUCUGCAUCGACGGAGGCCGCCCCGUCGACGCCACCGCCAUCCAGGACGCCGCCAUGCAACCCUGGCAGCCCCUGGGCGUCAAGUCCAUCCUGGGCUACAACCUCAAGAAGACCAUCGGCCGGCAGCACCGGCAGCUCUGCCGGCGCAUGCUCACCCCCGAGCUCCAGUACCUGCAGGAGCUGGGGGCCGAUCUCUGGAUCACCAACUUGUGGAAACUGCUCCGGGACUUUCUACAUUGGUGAUGCCAUUUCCCUCCCCCACCCCGCCUCCCAAUCCCCUCCUCCAGUUCCUCCCCUCCCCUCACCCUCCCUCCCCCCCACCCCGGCCCUCUUGGUGCCACCCUGGAUGGACCCCAGGGUGUUGGUGGGGCCUGGGGUGUACAGACAGGGCUGAUAUCACUACUUGACUAAUGACACCAUUGUUUAAAAAAACAAAAACAAAAACAAAAAAAAACCCUGGCCUUCUGUUUCUGGCUUUCCCUCCAAAGGGGAGGCUCAAAUAAAGGAAUUUCAUGCUG